AUGUCAUACCCUCUUGUUUGUUUAGGUAAUCCUUUGUUGGAUUUGCAAGUCGAUGUCGAAAGCGACUUCUUGAGAAAGUACGACUUGAAGGACAACGAUGCUAUUCUUGCUGAAGAAAAGCACUUACCCAUUUAUGGUGAAGUUUUACAAAACAAGUCUUUGCAAUUAUUGGCUGGUGGUGCUGCACAAAACACUGCAAGAGGUGCUCAAUACAUUUUACCUGAAAACUCUGUUGUGUACUUUGGUGCUGUUGGUAAAGAUGUGUACGCUGAAAAGUUAACUGAAGCUAACACCAAAUACGGUUUGAAAACUCAAUACCAAGUUUUGGAAGAACAAAGUACUGGUAAAUGUGCUGCGUUAAUCUACAACCAUCACAGAUCUUUGGUUACUGAUUUGGGUGCUGCUAACCACUUCAAGGCUUCUCAUUUGCAAAAGCCUGAAAACUGGGAAUUUGUCUCCAAUGCUAAGUACUUUUACAUUGGUGGGUUCCAUUUCACUGUUUCUCCUGAAGCCAUCCAAUUGUUAGGUAAGCAUGCUGCUGAAACUAACAAGGUUUUCGCCAUCAACUUUUCUGCUCCUUUCAUUCCUCAAUUCUUUAAAGACCCAUUGGAUGCUGCUAUUCCUUACACUGACUUUGUCAUUGCUAAUGAGUCUGAAGCUGCUGCUUACGCUGAAUCCCAUAGCUUGGACCUUGCUCCUACUGAUGUUGUUGGUAUUGCCAAGCACAUUGCUCAAUUGCCAAAGGUCAACUCGGCCAGAUCAAGAACCGUUGUUUUCACUCAAGGUACUGAACCAACUGUUGUUGUCACUACUGUUGAUGGUGAAUUGGUUGUCAAGGAAUACGCUAUCAGAGAAUUGAGUGCUGACCAAGUUGUUGACACCAACGGUGCAGGUGAUGCAUUUGCUUCUGGGUUCAUGGCUUCUUUGGUUCUCGGUGAAGAUGUUUCCAAGGCUGUUUCCAGAGGUCAAUGGGCUGCUUCUGUUUCCAUUCAAUGUGUUGGACCAGCAUUCCCUUUCCCAAAGGUUGAAUAUUCUGCUUAA
Lizanozyma spartinae is the source of this 1041-nucleotide messenger RNA. RefSeq names its product adenosine kinase (gene ADO1). The record is from RefSeq and is a predicted model, not a curated record. Gene Ontology annotation, biological process: purine ribonucleoside salvage. Gene Ontology annotation, cellular component: nucleus; cytosol. Bases 1 to 1041 code for a protein of 346 amino acids. Lineage: Eukaryota; Fungi; Ascomycota; Pichiomycetes; Serinales; Debaryomycetaceae. The transcript has a single exon. Gene Ontology annotation, molecular function: adenosine kinase activity.